AUGUCGGCGGCGCAGCAGCAGCAGCAGCAGAAGCGCGGCGGCCUCGGCCUCGGCGGCGGGAGCGGAGCAGCAGGAGAAGGUGGAACACGGGCCAUUCCCCAUCGAGCAGCUCCAGUUUCCCUGUGCAAACGCCUUCAGAAAAUGAGGAAUUUGUUGCCUGAACUAUAUUGGCCUGCUUCUGGAAUAGCUGCAUUGGAUGUGAAAAAGCUGAAAGAUUCUGGUCUGCACACUGUGGAGGCUGUGGCUUACACUCCAAGGAAAGAUCUUGUGCAGAUCAAAGAAAUAAGUGAAGCUAAAGUUGGCAAGAUAAUUGAAGCAGCAUCCAAGAUAGUUCCACUGGGAUUUACAAGUGCCAGCCAACUACAUGCGCAGCGGCUGGAGAUUAUUCAAGUUACAACUGGAUCAAGAGAACUUGAUAAGAUCUUGGAGGGUAAUGAGCUUGUAGAUUCCAUGAUCUUACUUUUCCUACAGAACUUAAAACUUAAUCUAGUUACUCGCAGUGAUUUAGCAUUCUGUUAUAGUGUUAUGACAUACCUGCAACAGCUUCCACUGGACCAAGGUGGUGGUGAAGGAAAGGCUCUGUACAUUGAUGCAGAGGGUACGUUCAGACCACAAAGGCUCCUGCAGAUAGCUGACAGGUUUGGGCUUAACGGUGCUGAUGUGCUAGAGAAUGUGGCUUAUGCCAGAGCUUAUAAUACAGAUCAUCAAUCCAGACUUCUGCUGGAGGCAGCUUCCAUGAUGAUAGAGACAAGGUUUGCUCUAAUGGUUGUUGACAGUGCCACAGCUCUGUACAGAACUGAUUUCUCAGGAAGAGGGGAGCUAUCGGCUAGGCAAAUGCAUAUGGUUAAGUUUCUGAGAAGCCUUCAGAAGUUAGCAGAUGAGUUUGGAGUUGCUGUGGUUAUCACCAAUCAAGUAGUAGCACAAGUGGAUGGCUCUGCUAUGUUUGCCGGACCACAGAUCAAGCCCAUUGGUGGUAACAUCAUGGCUCAUGCUUCCACAACAAGGCUUGCUCUUCACAAGGGAAGAGGGGAGGAGCGGAUUUGUAAAGUAAUAAGCUCUCCCUGCUUGGCUGAAGCUGAAGCGAGGUUUCAGAUAGCUUCUGAAGGCGUCGCAGAUGUCAAGGAUUGA
Miscanthus lutarioriparius is the source of this 1128-nucleotide messenger RNA. The record is from the annotation of a GenBank genome assembly. NCBI's taxonomy places the organism in Eukaryota, Viridiplantae, Streptophyta, Magnoliopsida, Poales, Poaceae.